ACAACACGUAUACAACACGUUUUCCAACACGUCUGCACGACGUUACCUACCCCUACGGGCCGUCAUGGCCGAGCUGCUCUACACUCCCAUCACACACAACUGAGCCACCCGAACUAUCGAUCACGCUAGCCUGUGACAUGUCGUCUACGAGAUUCGCGGUCGAGCUUGGUUUAGGAGUAUCGCUCUGCGGCGAUCGAGAGGAGGGUCAAGAUGGCUACCAGGCGCGAAGAUGAAGCCCGCCAAGCAGCGGAGGCCCGCCAAGCAGCGGAGGACGCCAGGAACUAAGAACAAGAUAGCUCCCGCAGCGUCGAUAAGAGCGCGCGGUUAGAAGCAGAAGAAGUCAACAGGAGUCCAGACGUCAGCUGCGAGGUGAAAGCAGGAGAGGGUUACAUAAAAGUCAUGCGAGAGAGCGAAGAGUAUGAGGUAGGCCAGCAGAAGGGAGCGCGCCUAGAACCAUCGACCACGCCCGCGGACAUCCCCCUGACCAUCGCGCGAGCCCCCGAGGGGCGGCUCAGCGCAUUACAGCAGCACCACUUCUUCUGCUACUAGGGUCCCAGACCCGCUCAGGCACGUGAUGAAAUAAUCAUGUCCUCUGUCCGAAGACGAAUCAAUAUGGCCUUGUUUUGCGUUCCGAAAGAUUUUUAGGCUUGCUUGUGUCUGAACCGUUUCCUGUGUUCGGAAUUCUGCGAAAUGUGUGGUGUUAGGAUGAAAGAGAGAGUACGGUUGUCACGAACGAGAUAACUGAACGUGUGAGGGAUUAUCAAGCCACCAACAGCACGUAUGAGGGUAUGUCAUGCUUCCAAGAGUUUAGUUGCCAAUCGUGCAACGAAAGGAGUAUGAGGGGCUUUUAUCACACCAAAAGCAGUAUGGUAACAAAAAAAAAAAGAUUGAUGCGUAACUUUGUUUGUGGGACUACCACGUCACCACCGACACAACAGCAAAGCGUGGACAUCAUUACGCAUUUGAAGGACAGUCAGAAUUCUUGACGCAAGCACGUAGGAUUUCAUGGCAAGUUUGUAGGAGAUGUUGGGUAGAAUUUCGCUGGAGAGAACAGCAAUAUGCGUGGCAGGACCUCGGCGAAAAGCGAGACUUGACCCAAGACUGACGUUUUCCGACUAGAUCGCAGAGAAAAAUAGUCCGAGGCAUCACUCAGCCAAGAAGCGAGGUUGACCCAGAAACUAAAUUCCCGACUAGAUCGUAGAGGACAGCAAUAAGAGGCAGUACUCAGCAUGACGCGGAGCAAGAUCCACCAAAUGCGUUCCUCCGAAGAGAUCACUCAAGACCAUUUCAGUGGCACAACACGAACUUUGAAGUUACACGGUGUGAGCAGAAGAGAAUUUUUGGAUGUCCAACUGUAUUUUAUUUUGUUUUGGUACAGCAGUCACCCCUGUGCAGAACCGGGGGGAGUGUUGUGGAAUGUGAUUCUCCUCAGGUGUGCUGUUUUAUAAGGAACUGAUUGUGCCACCACCUUCCCUUCCGAACGCGCGACCUGCCCUCCACCGCUGCCGAGUCAAUCCUUCUGGAGCGACAAUUGUGGUCUCCCCCAACGAAGGCGGACGAUUUGCUGACGAUGCUCCAGCCGCGGCCAGCCGGACGAAGAGCACAGAAGGCGACCGCGGCGGUGGCGAGCGAAAAUCCGCGGGGGAGAAACAAUGGCAGGGGCAGUGGUCUAAUGCGCUGGGGUUUAUGGCUGGAAAAGUAGGGGCAUUGAGGUUCAUUUUGAGUUUGAUUUGGUAUGAGAUUUGGCGUUUGUAUUGUAUGAUUCAAGCUUGGGUUUGGUUUUUCAGAUCGGAUUGAAGUGUGGAUGAGAGGAUCAGAAGUGUUUUGAUUUUCGGCACCUCUCGUAUUGUUUUUCGGCUUGACUCCGACGCCUUCACAAAGCAGGGGGGCGGAUCCUCGGAGCAGGGGGGCACGUUAUAUUCUUUCAAACGAAAUGGCGUUGCUGACAUUUCUUCACCGAACAUUAAUGAUAUAUUUUGAGUAUUUCAGGGAGAUAUUUCUUCUUCGCGUUUUACCUGCGGACGAAGGUUUGGUGGAUGAAUGGAAUAAUUUGUCUUAGGAUUGCAUACAUCUUGGUAAUGGGAGGAUAUCUAGCUAGCUAGGCGGAUUUAGAGACGCACCGAGAUAUUGUGACGAAUUGGCGGUGAAAGGAAAGGCGUCUUUGAACGGCGUUUGUUACAUUUUUCUGGAUGAAAAGAGUUUGAGUUGAGAAUUUUCAGAAGAGAGCGAGAGUGAUUGGCGUGUGUUGGUAUGCUAUUUGGAUACUUUUUUUGUCGUGUCUGAAGUAUUUUCGUUUCUUGGUUUGGAUUGUGUUUUGGGAUGAACUGGUAUGAGAAGGAUGACAAUGACAUUUUCCCGGAGCAUGACGAUGCAUACGAGCAGGGGGGCUAUUCGAUAUAUAUACUCGUAGCAUAGCAUGCGGGUGGUAUAUUGCGUAUACAUAAGCUGGUAUUGCAGUGACGAACUACGGAGGAACAAGAAGUUUCUUUCUGUUUUCCUUGGGAGUGUGGUAGAUUGGUGGACAUUCAUGGCGAUUUGUUUUGGGUGUUUGAGCGUUAUGCGUGACUUGAUGCCGUGAUGGAAUGACGAGCUCAAGCACGCCCCCGAUGAAUACAACACGUUUACAACACACACGUUUUCCAACACGUCUGCACGACGUUACCUACCCCUACGGCCCGUCAUGGCCGAGCUGCUCUACACUCCCAUCACACACAACUGAGCCACCCGAACUAUCGAUCAGCCCCCUCCACCAUCCUCUUCCACCUGGGCACCAGCCCCCCUCUUUUGCGAUUGUCUUCAUCCUUCACGGGCCCUUGGUCUCCCUCAUUACCUGACGUACGAGAAGUAAAACGACCAACGUCAGGUGUCUGUGACCUUCUGUUUCUGCGCAUUUCGCUCGUUGGACGUGAGUAGUAUUCCUCCCCACCUCUCUUACUUCGUGGCGCUAACACCUGAAACCCUGGCAUUGCCAUUGCCUCCAUUUCCAUCCUCUGAUCUGCGCUGAGGCGCCUUGUCCCUGCCCCCGAGCCUCUCGUCAGACUCCUUCCCCGACUCGCAGACACAUGACUCUCCCACAUCUCUCUGCCCCAAUCUCCUGUGAUCUACGUCAGCCCUUUUGCUAGACUUGAAGACACACCUUUUUCCAAGUCACCCACCGCCGUUCCACCCUUUUGCGACACCCUUCCCCCCCCCAGCGUGCGCAAUACCCUCAAAACCCCAGUUGCCCCCAGGCCUUCCACCCUUUCCCCCAGAGACCUCAGCCUCUGUCCGUUGUGCAUCCUCAGAUGUCUGCUGUACAUUCUUAGAUAGCACUUCCCUUGUCUGACGUGAGUCUCCAACUUCGACGUCUCCACCCGACCUCUUUUUCCCUUCCUCCCGAGGUCUCUCUGUCAACACUUCCCCUUUCACUAACAACGCUUUAGCCGCCGACUCAUCCCCUCCCGUCGACAACCCAUCCACCCCAUCGCCCUUAGAAACACCGCCACCCCUGUGGUCCGAGUGCCCAACCCUCCCUUCAUCGUUGUUCACUUCCCCUCCCUCACCUCGCUGUGCCAUGGGA
Ectocarpus sp. CCAP 1310/34 is the source of this 3559-nucleotide messenger RNA. Lineage: Eukaryota; Phaeophyceae; Ectocarpales; Ectocarpaceae. The record is from the annotation of a GenBank genome assembly.